GCAAUCAACAGUUGAUCUUUUGAACGGCAUACAAGCCACACCCCGCACCGCUGCUACUGAAGGCUAUGCAGUCGCUGCUCGGGCAAGGACUGGAUUGCUAGCCAGAACAAAUGGGACAAUUCCGCCGACAGAACAACUGAGGCUCCAGUCAGCAGAGGCGUCUUGUCGCAGAUACCCCUUGAAAAAUUUCAGCUCCCUUCUGGCGAUUAACUACUUGAAGCGUUUAGUUUGUGGUCAGUCUUGCAACUGUAGUUUAGCAGUCCCCUUGAGAACGCCCCUCUCGUUCAACGCUUCUUGUGGGCACUUUGGGAGCGUGUCAAAUCGCCCCCUCAGCACAGCCAAUCCACAUUCUUCAACUUUGACGGCUCUGAAUCAAACCGCAGCCCCACAGUCCCCGCGAACCCACCGACAGCUGUCGGGCCAAACAGCACAGGUGUCGUCAAACACCAGAGAGAGCCUCAUGGUGGUUUCAAGUGAGGAUGUGAGUGGCGUGGGGGGAAGCGUAGAUGCGGCAGUGAAAGCACUUGAAGAAAAGCUCGGGGUGCCAAUCGAUCACGGGCCGCAAGUGCCUCCCCCAAAACCGCUAGUGAUCAUAAUUAGUGGGCCGAGCGGAGUGGGAAAGGAUGCGGUGAUCAAGCGGCUCCAAGAAAGGCGGCCCGAGCUGCACAUGGUCGUAACCGCAACGUCCCGGAAGGCGCGAGCCGGGGAAGUUCACGGGAAGGACUACUUCUUUAUCAGCAAGGAGGAGUUUCAGGGAAUGAUCGACGGUGGGGAGCUGCUGGAGCAUGCGGUCGUGUAUGGGGAAUUUAAGGGGAUCCCCAAGCAGCAGGUUCGCGAGACGAUGGACCGAGGCACGGACGUGGUGCUGCGGAUCGACGUCCAGGGGGCGGCCACGGUGCGGUCGAUGCUGGGCGACGGGGGCGUGUUCAUCUUUCUCGCGGCGGAAAGCGAGGCCGCUCUAGUUCGCCGGCUGGUGGAGCGGAAAACGGAGUCGCUCGAAAAGGUCCUCCUGCGGUUAGAGACCGCCCGAGAGGAGUCCAAACGGAUGGCCGACUUCGAUUACGUCGUUGUGAAUGCGGACGGGCAGCUCGAUCGGACGGUCGACAUGAUCGCGGCGAUCAUCGACGUGGAGAAGGCGCGGGUGCACCCGCGGGAGCCGAAACUAUGACAGGAAACCUGCGGUCCCGGUUUAGGUGUUUACGGAUUACAAGAACGCAGUUCGCACGGGCUUGCAGAGAAGACUUAAACCUGCGGUUCCUGUCCGCUUUGAGCCAAGAGGAGUCUGAGUACUGCAAGCGACCGUUUCUUCCUGUUCUUGAGAUUUACAAUGUUCUGACAUUACAGCCGGUACGGAUUCUAACAAAACGCCACCGAAAGAGUUGCAGCAUUAUGUAUAUUUCGUCAAGGCCGAAGGGUCCGAAGUUGGACCCGCUUGUACGAAACAACAAAGUGGAAGCUGAUCAAGACAAGGAGCUUCAGAAACUUGAAAGCUCCCGAAGUCUUCUGUGAACGUCCGGG
Molecule: messenger RNA, 1518 nt
Organism: Klebsormidium nitens
Lineage: Eukaryota; Viridiplantae; Streptophyta; Klebsormidiophyceae; Klebsormidiales; Klebsormidiaceae
Source: the annotation of a GenBank genome assembly